CACGUGAAGGAGGGGCAAUGAGAGGAGCUGAGCUGGAGGCUUGUGCAGCCAUGUUAGUUUCUUCUGUUCACAAACGAUGAUAGAGGAGAGUCAUGGCUUUGUCACUGAGCGGAGACGAUGAGGAAUAUGAGUCAGAGUCUGAACAGCAGCGAGCAGUCAACCGGCCGAAGCCCAAGAUGGGGACGUCAUCAGCUGUUAAGUUGCCGUCCAACCGCAGCUCGUCCGGAGCCAGGCGUAGGAGGACGCGCUGCAGGAAGUGUGAAGCAUGCCUCCGGACCGAAUGUGGAGAGUGUCAUUUUUGUAAGGACAUGAAGAAGUUUGGUGGACCGGGGCGCAUGAAGCAAUCCUGCAUUAUGAGACAGUGCAUUGCGCCCGUCCUGCCCCACACCGCCGUGUGCGUGGUGUGUAAAGAGGCGGGGAAGGAGGACACGCUGGACAACGACGAAGACAAGUUCAACUUCAUGCUCAUGGAGUGCUCCAUCUGCAACGAGAUCGUUCACCCCAACUGCCUCAAGGUCAGCGACGCCUCAGGAGUGGUGAACGAUGAACUUCCUAACUGCUGGGAGUGUCCAAAAUGCAACCACGCUGGGAAAAGUGGGAAAGUGAGUACAAAUAUGAAUACUUGA
Messenger RNA from Nematolebias whitei (Rio pearlfish), 626 nucleotides. Its product is annotated as lysine-specific demethylase 2B. The coding region runs from base 93 to 626 and encodes 177 amino acids. The record is from RefSeq and is a predicted model, not a curated record. Gene Ontology annotation, biological process: protein demethylation; regulation of transcription by RNA polymerase II. Lineage: Eukaryota; Metazoa; Chordata; Actinopteri; Cyprinodontiformes; Rivulidae. The transcript has 4 exons. Gene Ontology annotation, molecular function: DNA binding; transcription coregulator activity; histone demethylase activity.